AUGGGUUUUCUGAGGCCAAGCAGCCAAACAAAGCCUAAGAUCACCAUGCGCAAUGCCAAGCGUCGGCUGGAGUGGGGAUUGAGUAGAGAGCCUCCAACAGAGAGCCUCCGGCAGAAAGCCUCCAACAGAGAGCCUCCAGCAGAGAGCCUCCAGCAGAGAGCCUCCAGCAGAGAGCCUCCAGCAGAGAGCCUCCGGCAGAAAGCCUCCAACAGAGAGCCUCCAGCAGAGAACCUCCAGGAGAGAGCCCCCAACAGAGAGCCUCCAGGAGAGAGCCCCCAACAGAGAGCCUCCAGGAGAGAGCCUCCAACAGAGAGCCUCCAGCAGAGAGCCUCCAGCAGAGAGCCCCCAACAGAGAACCUCCAGGAGCCCCCAACAGAGAGCCUCCAGCAGAGAGCCUCCAGCAGAGAGCCCCCAACAGAGAGCCUCCAGGAGAGAGCCCCAACAGAGAGCCUCCAGCAGAGAGCCCCCAACAGAGAGCCUCCAGGAGAGAGCCCCCAACAGAGAGCCUCCAGGAGAGAGCCCCCAACAGAGAGCCUCCAACAGAGAGCCUCCAGCAGAGAGCCCCCAACAGAGAGCCUCCAGGAGAGAGCCCCCAACAGAGAGCCUCCAGCAGAGAGCCCCCAACAGAGAGCCUCCAGGAGAGAGCCCCCAACAGAGAGCCUCCGGCAGAGAGCCCCCAACAGAGAGCCUCCAACAGAGAGCCUCCGGCAGAGAGCCUCCAACAGAGAGCCUCCAACAGAGAGCCUCCAGCAGAGAGCCUCCAACAGAGAGCCUCCAGCAGAGAGCCUCCAGCAGAGAGCCUCCAACAGAGAGCCUCCAGCAGAGAGCCUCCGGCAGAGAGCCUCCAGCAGAGAACCUCCAGCAGAGAGCCUCCAGCAGAGAGCCUCCGGCAGAGAGCCUCCAGCAGAGAGCCCCCGGCAGAGAGCCUCCAGGAGAGAGCCUCCAGCAGAGAGCCUCCAGGAGAGAGCCUCCAGCAGAGAGCCUCCAGGAGAGAGCCUCCAGGAGAGAGCCUCCAGGAGAGAGCCUCCCAACAGAGAGCCUCCAACAGAGAGCCUCCAGGAGAGAGCCUCCAACAGAGAGCCUCCAGGAGAGAGCCUCCAGCGUUCAGUACCCUGGAAAGAGACUACCGUGAAUGUAGUGAUGGAGAGAAACAGAAAUAGAAAGGUUAACAUCAGAGAAUCUCAUCCGGAUCCAUGA
Messenger RNA from Oncorhynchus masou masou (cherry salmon), 1197 nucleotides. RefSeq lists its product as uncharacterized. NCBI's taxonomy places the organism in Eukaryota, Metazoa, Chordata, Actinopteri, Salmoniformes, Salmonidae. Bases 1 to 1197 code for a protein of 398 amino acids. The transcript has 2 exons. The record is from RefSeq and is a predicted model, not a curated record.